AUGUACGGAACUCCAAAUAGAUGUACUCGAGAUGUAUCAGAAGAAGAAACCGAAAUAGUCGAUAGACCCAUCUCACUCAAAGAUGUUGUUCAGCUUAUUAAUGACAUUUCAGUAGUUGCUGAAAAUUGUAAUAUAUUAGCACGGGGAUCAGAAUUAUCACUUGGGGAAUAUCCCCUCAUUUCAAUGAAACUAAUUUUAGAAGGACAUAUUAAAUCCAUAGAUGAGAUAGAUGAAAGUAUUAAAAUAUUCAAGAAGAACAAUGUUCUUCUUAUUAAUAAAAUAAAAGAAAGUAUUAGAAGAGAAAACAGAGAGAAGAGAAUCGAUGAAGCGGAGAAGAAAAAGAAAGAAGAAGAGACAAAACCAGAGAGGAGAAAAACCAGACCUCUCUAG
This is a messenger RNA of Entamoeba histolytica HM-1:IMSS, 390 nucleotides long. RefSeq lists its product as uncharacterized. The record is from RefSeq and is a predicted model, not a curated record. The transcript has a single exon. Lineage: Eukaryota; Evosea; Mastigamoebida; Endamoebidae. Bases 1 to 390 code for a protein of 129 amino acids.